CUGGCAACUCAAACCUGGACUAUUGUGGCGAAGAGCCAGUGGCUAACUGAGUCGGAUUAGCUAAUGUACGAAGCUGGAUGUUGAUAAAUUUUUUAACGAUUUUGAAAUAACCGGGGAGAGGGUAUGUAUUUAAUGUAUACGCUCUAAGCGCUUUACUUUUUUUGUUUCGUGGCAUGGUGGAUGUAUCCGAACACUCCUACUGAGCUUCGGCAGCCAGGCAAAAGCUCAUAAGACUUGUAGCCUUGGUUACCUGUGUGUUUGCUGGUGCUUGGUCGUUUUUUGUCGUCUCAUUGUUCUGAUGUGGAUGGUUCUUUUGGCCGGAUUUCCCUGACUCCCUGCUUUAAAAUCAGAGGGAACUGCAUUUCAAGCUGAGUGUGCAAUCCUCUGGUCAACAUCAUGUCCAAAACCAAGAGUUCUGAGUCAGUGAAAGUAGUGGUCCGUUGUCGCCCUAUGAAUGAGAAAGAACUGGCCGCCACAUUUGAGUGUGUGGUGUCUGUUGAUGUCAAAUUUGGGCAAAUUAUUGUCAGGAAUCCUCGGGAAACUUCUGCUGGCGAGCUCCCCAAAGUUUUCACAUUUGAUUCGGUCUAUGACUGCAAUUCAAAGCAACUAGAUUUAUAUGAUGAAACCUUUAGGCCCCUUGUGGAUUCAGUUCUACAAGGAUUUAAUGGAACUAUCUUUGCAUAUGGACAAACUGGCACAGGAAAAACAUACACCAUGGAGGGUGUAAGAAAUGACCCCGAGAGGAGAGGAGUUAUUCCCAACUCUUUCGACCACAUCUUCACUCACAUUUCAAGAUCUCAGAAUCAACAGUACUUGGUGCGGGCGUCAUAUCUGGAGAUUUAUCAAGAGGAAAUCAGAGAUUUACUUUCCAAGGACCAAUCACGACGUUUGGAGUUGAGAGAGAGACCGGACACUGGUGUUUAUGUGAAAGACCUGUCAUCGUUCGUCACCAAGAGUGUGCGGGAAAUCGAAAACGUCAUGAAUGUGGGCAAUCAGAAUCGCUCAGUGGGCUCCACCAACAUGAACGAACACAGCUCCCGUUCUCAUGCCAUCUUUGUCAUCACCGUAGAAUGCAGUGAAUUGGGACUGGAUGGGGAGAACCACAUCCGAGUUGGCAAACUCAAUCUGGUGGAUCUAGCCGGUAGCGAAAGGCAGACCAAGACUGGGGCACAGGGGGAAAGGCUGAAAGAAGCUACUAAAAUCAACCUGUCACUUUCUGCUUUAGGGAAUGUCAUAUCGGCUCUCGUGGAUGGCAGGAGCAGCCACAUCCCUUACAGAGAUUCUAAAUUGACCCGCCUUUUACAGGACUCUCUUGGAGGUAACGCGCGCACUGUCAUGGUCGCCAAUAUUGGCCCAGCCUCUUACAACGUGGAAGAGACUUUAACAACACUACGCUACUCAAACAGAGCAAAGAACAUUAAGAAUAAGCCCCGUGUCAAUGAGGACCCCAAGGAUGCUCUGCUCAGGAAGUUUCAGGAGGAGAUUGCGAGACUGAAGGCUCAACUGGAGAAGCGUACAGGGAAGAAAAACAAGAGGAAGCAAAAGAGGAUGGGUGAUUGUAGCAGUGGUGAUGGUCGCGAUGAAGAGAGCGAAGGCGAUGAUGAUGCUGAGGGAAACAAAGGUGAUUAUUGGAGAGAGCAGCAGGAGAAACUGGAGAAAGAGAGGAAAGCCAUCAUGGAGGAUCACAGCCUGGUGGCUGAGGAGAAAGCUCAACUCUUGAAGGAGAAGGAGAAGAAAAUGGAAGACCUAAAAAAAGAGCAGGAAGCAGGAGACAUGUUGUCAGCCAAAGUCAGGGCAAUGGAAAGUAAACUUUUAGUUGGGGGGAAGAACAUUGUGGAUCAUACCAAUGAGCAGCAAAAGAUGCUGGAGCUAAAAAGGCAGGAAAUUGCUGAACAGAAACGGCGAGAGCGAGAGAUGCAACAGCAAAUGGAGUGUCGAGAUGAGGAGACUCUGGAGCUGAAGGAGACCUACAGUUCUUUGCAACAGGAAGUUGACAUCAAAACAAAGAAACUGAAAAAGUUGUUUGCCAAACUACAAGCAGUGAAGGCAGAAAUCCAUGACAUCCAGGAAGCGCACAUCAAUGAGCGCCAGGAGCUGGAGCAGACCCAGAAUGAGCUCACUCGAGACCUUAAACUCAAGCAUCUUAUCAUUGAAAAUUUCAUUCCAUUAGAAGAGAAGAGCAAAAUAGUCAACAGGGCUUUCUUCGAUGACGAGGAUGAAUACUGGAAGAUGAGGCCCAUCACACAUAUCGAGGAUGACCAUCAGAUGAUGAACAGGCCUCAGUCUGCCAUUGGGUUCAGACGGCCUCUCAGUAACCAUGCUCGGAUAGCCAUGAAGGAUAGCCCUGACGUGAGAUACAAAGCUGAGAACAUCCUUUUGCUAGGCAUGGAUAUGCCAUCUCGGACCACCAAAGAUUAUCAGCGGCCAGUUAUCGCCCCAAAGGUGGCAGCGGCUCUGGAGGACGCUCUAAGGAAUGAAGAGGAUCUUCAGGUUGAUGCCUCUGGAUUUAAUAGUAGCUUUGCACCACUUGCCAGUGUCAGUGGAAGCCUCAGGAAACCAAAGUCUGGUCGACCAAGAACGGGCAAGCAAUCAAACACUUGGACCUCUUCAUUCAGUGUUCACAAUCCAGCAUCCCCAAUUUACCCACAAUCCCGUGGGCUGGUGCCCAAGUGAAAGCUGCAAUCUGCCAACCUCUCCUGAGCACCUUCACAAUCUGGAGCACGACUCCAAGAAGAGAGAAGAAUACUUUUUAUUCUGUCCAAGGCAACACUAUCGUGGAAUCUGCUCAAGGCCUAUGAAAAUUUAAGGAUUAAUGCUGCUUUGUAGGGAAAAAAAUUACAUACCAUGAGAUGUAACCACUAUUUGUUACUGUCAGGUACUUUUAAUCUGUGACUAUAUUUAGCAAACCUUCAACUAGUUCUGUUCUACUCACAAACGUCAAAAUGCACUAUGAGUGACAUUUGUCCUGCUGAACGGGCCCACUGGCGCCAGUCAGGCAACGCGGUCUGCGUGAAAGUGGUCCUGAUGCGAGUGAUGAAUUUCUAGUUGAAAGCAUAGUGCUCGCUUCACCCAACCAUUCAUCUGAUGAAAAAUGCACUUUUGACACUAACUGGUCCACAGCUCCACAGCAAGCUGUGAUGCCCCUCAGCAUUUGUGUUCCGGCUCCUUUUGUGGGAUCUUUUGACACCGAAUUGGAGCUUGUCCUUCCCACGCACAUUAAUGAGGCUAAAAGCCGUCACUCUGUUGAUGUCUCACGAGUUGACCGACUUCAGGCCACUUUAGGAGGCAUGAAUAACGGUGAGCAGAUCAACAGUUUAGUUGCUGUUAUAACCAAGCCACAUCCAUUUUCUUGCUCACUCGUGCCUAAAGGCUCACCCACCAACAGGUGCUAUGGUAACAACAUUAACCUUCCCUUUACCUGUCUGAGGUUGUCUGCUCUGGCUGUUUGGGCUACAUUCAUUUGGUCUUUUAAGAUGUCACAAAAUAUGGAUGUUCAUCAUGUUACACAUUUUUAAAGGAGUUUUUUCCAGCUUGAUGGCAUGUAAUAAAAAUGAACACUAAUGAGCUAAACUUUAUUUAAUUACCAUUUUAAUUUCUGCACGUCAGAAGCCAUUCAGUUGUGGAUACUUGCAUUUUCCCUGUU
Molecule: messenger RNA, 3643 nt
Organism: Hippocampus comes (tiger tail seahorse)
Lineage: Eukaryota; Metazoa; Chordata; Actinopteri; Syngnathiformes; Syngnathidae
Product: kinesin-like protein KIF3B
Exons: 9
Coding region: 397-2673 (758 amino acids)
Biological process (GO): microtubule-based movement; mitotic cell cycle
Cellular component (GO): microtubule
Molecular function (GO): microtubule binding; microtubule motor activity; ATP binding
Source: RefSeq, a predicted model, not a curated record